AUAUUUAUCGGCGCAGGGCUCCGAUAUACUGUCUUUUUCUCUGUUCGCUAAUUUAGCGACGUUUGUGAAUUUUUGUGUAAAUUCGUGCCAGCACGUUAUUUUUAUUAAAAUAAUUAUUUCAAAAGCAUAAUAAAUUGAUUUAAAAGUAGUGCAAAGAUACAUACGAUAUGGCGCAAUUCGAUUUAACUAGAACUAAUUGCCAGUUUUUGGACAGGCAUUUGACUUUCCCCCUUUUGGAAUUCUUGUGUGGCAAAGAGAUUUACGAUCAAAAAGAGUUGUUGGAGUAUAUUUUGGAGACAGUUAACAAAACCAACAUGAUUGAUUACACCAUGGAUACCCGCAAGCGUUUGGGCUUAAGCCAAGAAAUGCCCGAGGAGUUGGUGCAACGUAAGGCUGAAGUCUUGGCCACCUUGAAACAGUUGCAAAAUGAAGUAGCUCCCAUUAUGAAAGCCACAGACAUAUUGAAAAAUGGUGAAAGCAUGAAAGAUUCCAAAACUUUCGUCAAUGCUUUGCAAAAGGACUAUAACUUUAAGGUGGAACAUUUGGAGAGUGCUUACAAAUUGGCCAAGUACUUGUAUGAGUGCGGUAAUUACCAGGAAUCCACCUCCUAUUUGUAUUUCUGCUUGAUUGUUAUGUCUCCCAAUGAUAAGAACUACUUGAAUGUCUUGUGGGGAAAAUUGGCUGCUGAGAUCUUAACCUUGAACUGGAAUACAGCUUUAGAAGAUUUGACACGCUUGCGUGAUUACAUCGACAAUGCCAACUUCUCCACCGUGCAGGCCUUGCAACAACGUACAUGGCUCAUCCACUGGUCUGUAUUAGUGUUCUUCAAUCACCCCAAAGGACGCGAUUUAAUCAUUGAGACUUUCUUGAACAAACCCUCUUACUUGAAUGCCAUUCAAACUAUGUGUCCUCACAUUAUGCGUUACUUGGCCGUCGCUGUCAUCAUCAAUCGCACUCGUCGCAAUGCUCUCAAGGAACUUAUUAAGGUCAUCCAACAGGAGUCCUACACUUACCGUGAUCCCAUUACUGAAUUCCUUGAAUGUUUGUAUGUGAACUUCGAUUUCGAGGGUGCGCGUUUAAAACUCCACGAAUGUCAAACAGUCAUUCUCAAUGACUUCUUUAUUGUGGCUUGUCUGAACGAAUUUGUUGAAGAUGCUCGUCUCAUGAUUUUCGAAACUUUCUGUCGUAUUCACCAGUGCAUCACCAUCAGCAUGUUGGCUGACAAAUUGAACAUGAAUCCCGCCGAAGCCGAAUGCUGGAUCGUCAAUCUAAUCCGCAAUGCUCGUCUUAAUGCCAAGAUUGAUUCCAAAUUGGGUCAUGUUGUUAUGGGCACCCAACCUUUGAGUCCUUACCAACAGUUGGUGGAGAAAAUCGAUUCGCUAUCUAUGCGAUCGGAACAUUUAGCCGGUUUAAUUGAACGUAAAAGUAAGCAAAAACAAAAUCAAGAGUCCGCCGAUUCAUGGAAGUAUUACUAGACAGCACAUACUAUACUUCAUCAGAAUAUUUUUAUAUACGAAUUCUUAUAAAAUUCCAAAAUUAUUAAAACAAAAAUAAUAAGAAAAACAUUUUUUAUUGUAUAAAAACUUUAUAUCGUACCCAAAAUGCAAUGCCAGUACAUUGCAAAAGGCCUUGUGAAUAAAAUAACAUCUUCCACAUAUUCUAGGCUGAAAACAAA
This is a messenger RNA of Lucilia sericata (common green bottle fly), 1675 nucleotides long. RefSeq names its product eukaryotic translation initiation factor 3 subunit E (gene eIF3e). Gene Ontology annotation, molecular function: translation initiation factor activity. Gene Ontology annotation, biological process: translational initiation. The record is from RefSeq and is a predicted model, not a curated record. Gene Ontology annotation, cellular component: nucleus; eukaryotic translation initiation factor 3 complex; cytoplasm. The transcript has 3 exons. Bases 168 to 1475 code for a protein of 435 amino acids. NCBI's taxonomy places the organism in Eukaryota, Metazoa, Arthropoda, Insecta, Diptera, Calliphoridae.